AUGGUACUCGGUGAUGCUCAGGGUUCCCGAAUAGGCUGUCUGCUCAAGAGCUGGGGCGUCAUCCUCUUCCUGCAGCUGCCUUGGAUCACUGCUCAGGUGGGCAUAGGUAUGGGCUGGGCUCUGCUCUCAGCUUCAGUCACUAUCACCAGCCUGUCUAUCUCAGCCAUUUCCACCAACUGCCAAGUCAAGGCUGGUGAGUCUGUUGCCCGUACUUCUUGCUACCUGGGUGCUGAACUUGGCAGACGAAUAGGGAUCAUCUUUGCUUUUGCCAACAUGGUAGCUGUGGCUAUGCACACAGCAGGCUCUGUAGAGACCCUUUCAGAUCUGCUCUGGGAACAUGGGGUGCAGCUGCCGAACAUGGAUCCCAAAAAUGAGUUUUGGGUGAUGGGUGUGGUGAUUAUGACCAUCCUUGGCACAGCACUGGCCCGUGUGGAGUGGGAACCUAGGGACCAAAUUAUCUCCGUCUUCCUGAUCCUACUUUCUUUCAUCAGUCCUUUGGGGACACUCCUCUCUGCACAUCCCAGCCAACAAGCCACUGGCUUCUUUGGGUCCCAAGGAAGUAUUUUCUUCAAAGAUAUGGUGCCGCAGUGGCGUAGUCCAGAAGGCAGCUUCUCAGGCAUGUUUUCCAUCUUCUUCUCCUCAGCCACUGGGAUACUUCCUGGGACCACUAUCUCUGGCGACCUCAAGGACCCUGCUACUACUAUCCCCAAAGGAACCCUCCUUACCAUCAUGUGGACCACACUCUCUUACCUGGGCAUCUCCGUCACCAUUGGUUCCUGUAUGAUUCGAGAUGCUUCAGGAAAUAUCACUGACAUGGGUGUGCAGAAUAGGAGCUGCCUGGGGCCAGAGUGUCAGUAUGGCUGGGAUUUCAGCAGUUGUCGAGAACAAAGGACCUGCCACUAUGGGCUCUCUAAUUACUACCAGGCGAUGAGCAUAGCUUCUGCUUUCAGCCCCCUGACGUCUGCUGGAAUCCUCAGUGCCACUCUGUCCUCCGCCCUUUCCUGCUUUGUUUCAGCCCCUAAAAUCUUCAGGUUAUGGCUGUGCCAGGAUACCAACCCGGUCAUCAGCUUUCUGGGGAAAGGCUAUGGCAAGAAACAUCCGCAAGGCUAUCUGUUCACCUCCUUCGUGGCUGCAGGCUUCCUCCUCAUUGCUGAUCUGAACACCAUUGCCCCCAUCAUCUCCAACUUUUUACUCUGCUCCUAUGCCUUCGUCAACUUCAGCUGUUUCCACGUUUCCCUUCGUUGGUUGCCUGGCUGGCACCCUUCCUUCCGCUGGUACAGUCCCUGGCUUUCCCUCCUGGGCUCUCUGCUCUGCCUGCUCAUUUUGUUCCUCCUCACUUGGUGGGCAGCACUCAUCGCCAUGUUGCGUACCCUUCUGCUGCUGCUCUAUACGUUCUACAAGAAACUUGACAUGGAUGGGGGCCCUGAGGUCCAGGCGGCCUUCUAUCGCAUGGUGCUGUCCUAUUCAGUGAGCCCAUCCAAUAUACAGGACCACAUCAAGAACUUCAGGCCACAGUGCCUGGUUCUCACUGGUCCCCCCAGCCAGCAUCCAGCCUUGGUGGAUUUUGUGGGGGCCUUCACCAAGAACAUGAGUUUCAUGAUCUGUGGGCAUGUGGUCUCAGAGCCCCAAGCCAUUCAAGAGUCCAAGAAUCAUGUCAAGUGGCUCAAUGUCCGGAAGGUUCAUUCAUUCUAUAUGGUCAUAUCUGUCCCCAGGCUAUGUUCUGGGGCACAGAGCCUCAUGCAGGUGGCAGGUCUGGGCCACCUGAAGCCCAAUCUGCUAGUCUUUGGAUAUAAGGAAAAUUGGCAGGAGGUGCCAAUACCAGCUGUGGAGGACUAUGUUAGCAUUCUACAAGAUGCCUUUGACCACAACUAUGGUGUCUGUCUCUUAAGGAUGCCAGGGGUGUUAAACCUGGCUACCCAACUUCAAACUCAAGUAUCCUUACACUGGCAGCCUCGAACCUUGUUCUGCUCCACAGGCUGGUGGACAGUGGAUGUGUACUGGCUUAGCAGUGAUGGAGGGCUGAUGCUGCUGAUCCCCUUUCUACUGACAUGCAAGAAAAACUGGGCUCGAUGUCCCAUAAGAGUUUUUGUGAGCAGUCCCCCUGAGCAGCUGGAGGAGAAACACACAGAGAUAUGUACCCUCCUCAGAAGGUUCAGGCUUGGCUCCCAGCAUGUGACUCUACUACCUGACCUCACAGGCAAACCUCAGGAAACAAGCCAAAAGGCUUUCAAAGACUUGGUGGCCUUACACCAGUUGCAAAAACCACCCCCAAAGGGAGACUUGGAAUCUACUUCUCUCGGCACUCCUGCUCCUUCAGGCUACAUCUGGGACCUGCAGGCAAACCAAAAGCAGUCGGAGUGGCACAUGUGUCUUCGUGAAGUCCUAUGGCAAUAUUCCCAGGACGCUUCCCUCAUUAACAGUGGCCUACCUAUGAUCCCUCAGUCAGCCUGCCCUGGGGCCUGGCUGGAGAUGCUGUCCAGGGGCCUGACACCCCCCAUUGCCUUCAUCCAUGGGAAUCAACAGGACACACUGCCCCUGUACCACCAGUAAGAGACCGGAGGAGAGGCCCACACCAUAGCACUCAAGGAGCCAUGACCUUGGCUCAACAACCUUGGCAGCUGUCCUUGGGAAGCCUCAGGCAAGAGCCCAAAGCUUCCUAGGGAAGAACUUCCAUUCUGAGUGCACCAGCAAGGUUACAGUGCUAACGAACAUCCUCCAUCUCACUCUAUUACAUUAAUAAAAGCUUACUACCCAAGGCUAAUGUGUAACAAUAUGCUUCCCAUUUAGAAAAUCAACUCCGCAAGCCUUACAGGGGCAGAGAUCAUUCCUGUUCUCAAGUAUUUUCAAGGAGAGGAAUUUGUCUUCUUUCUAUCUCCAUCCCAAACUAUUUCAUCCCAAAGUUUCUGAUUUUAAAAUUCCAUGUUUUAGCACAUGUUCAACCAUUUAUGUAUCUAUCCUUGGUAAAUGAGUGUUUAGCACCACUUUCUACUUAGUAACUCAUCAGAAACUUACUCUUUUCCCAAGCUCAUAUGAUCUCAAUUCUUUUUAUCUUUCAGCUUAUCUCCCCCAUCAGCUUAUUCAUUCAUACAGCAAAUACUAAUUCAAGGUCCACCAUGCACCAGAUCCUAUUCUAAGUACUAGGAAAUGAUAUGGCAAUGAAUGUAACAAGCUAGUGAUCCCCUCCUCUCACAGUUUAUAUUCUAAUAAAAGAUAAUGAACAGAAAUAAA
Molecule: messenger RNA, 3228 nt
Organism: Manis pentadactyla (Chinese pangolin)
Lineage: Eukaryota; Metazoa; Chordata; Mammalia; Pholidota; Manidae
Product: solute carrier family 12 member 3-like
Biological process (GO): sodium ion homeostasis; potassium ion homeostasis; chloride ion homeostasis
Cellular component (GO): membrane
Molecular function (GO): sodium:potassium:chloride symporter activity
Source: RefSeq, a predicted model, not a curated record